ACGAGUUGCCAGCGAAAGUCUGUCGCUUGUGAUGGAUCUCAAUGCGGACAUAAACGAAGCAGAUCCAAACAGGAAGCAAUUCACACUUUGCUCAGAAUGUCAUCAAGUGGCAAUGGAGAAACGCAUCAACAGGCUAGGUGUCCUCUGCUGUCUCGGUGCGUGGUGGAUGUGCGGUCUUGGAGUAUUUUUCUGCCUAAUGAUGCGUUCUAACUUUUGUAACAACUGUUACAAGGAAAAGUUCCUCAUGAAAGCUCACGAACGACGGCGCUUGCAGCUUUAUAUGGACGAUCAUUCAUUGUGCGAACCACCGGUCGGUACUACUGAGGCAGUUCCACGCAAAAGGCUCGUUAUACAACCAAAGUGAACAUCAAAAAGAAUAAUACCACAUUGUUUAUACAAACCAUGUUAUUAUGAGAAGACAUGCACAUAUA
This is a messenger RNA of Cylicocyclus nassatus, 431 nucleotides long. NCBI's taxonomy places the organism in Eukaryota, Metazoa, Nematoda, Chromadorea, Rhabditida, Strongylidae. The record is from the annotation of a GenBank genome assembly.